ACAAAGCUUUUCCAGCUGCUGCCACGAUGGGAACGACACGGCUUCCAUGCAGGUCCAGGAGUUUUUGCUUCGCUUUUAGUCUUUUUCUCAUUCUGCUUCACCAAACUGCUGCAGAAAGAACGCUGAAAUGUGUGGUUGCCGUUUUUCGACAUGGUGACCGAACCCCAAUUGAAAACUUUCCAACUGGUCUACACAAAGAAAGCGAAUGGCCACAGGGAUUUGGACAGCUUACCAAGAUUGGAAUGCAGCAGCAAUAUGAGCUUGGACAGUAUAUGCGGAAAAGAUACUCAAACUUCUUGAAUGCCACAUAUAACCGGAAUGAGAUUUUCAUUCAAAGCACAGAUUAUGAUCGAACCAUUAUGAGCGCUCAGGUAUAUCUCGCCGGACUCUUUCCCCCAGUGGGCAACCAGAUCUGGAAUCCCCAGAUCCUUUGGCAACCCAUCCCAGUUCGCAUUAUGCCACCAUCAAAAGACCAUAUUCUGCACUUUCCUUCUUCUAACUGUCCAUGUUUUGAUGAACUUCAGAAUGAAACCCUGACAUCAUGGCAAUUUCAAAACAAGUUGCAACCCUAUAUGGGUGUUUUAAAAACUAUGGCAGCUAACACAGGAUAUGACCUGGACACUCUCAAACAACUGAAUAAGUUCAAAGCCUGGAAUACAUACGAUACUCUGCUUUGUGAGAGUAUUCACAAUUAUACUCUCCCUAAAUGGGCUUCCCCGGAUAUAAUGAAGAAGAUGAAGGAGCUGGCAGCAUUGUCCUUACAGUCAGUCUUUGGGAUAUACAAAACAAAAGACAAAUCACGACUACAGGGAGGUGUCCUGGUGAAUGCUAUUCUAAAAAGCAUCAAAAACGCAACUCAACCGUCAAACAAGAGAAAAAUUCUGAUCUUUUCUGCACAUGACACCACAAUUGGUGCCCUUCAGAUGGCGCUCAAUAUUUUCAAUGGAAAACUGCCAUCGUAUAGUGCUUGCCAGUUUUUUGAACUCUACCAAGAAAACAGUGGGCACCACAGCAUUGAAAUGUACUUUCGGAAUGACUCCUUGAUGGAUCCUUAUCCACUCAGGCUGCCAGGCUGCACGCAUCCUUGUCCACUUGAGAAGUUUGCUAAGUUGGUCUCUCCUAUCAUAGUGGAAGACUGGUCAAAAGAAUGUGGAAAGUGUCAGAUACAUUCCUAGGAUUUGACUUUGCUGUUGGCCUGUUGUUCGUCUUUGAUGCUCUGCUGUUGUACCUCCUCUAUGAAAAUGGAAGCUGCAGGCAUAAAAACACUUAUCAAAACUUUUAAAGGUAAAAGAAUGAAUAGGUAGAAACUGCAAAACUUCAAGACCAGCUAGAUGUCUGUUGUUUUGUUAAGUUGCCCUCAAUGUUUUACAAUCUACGAUUAUCUCUGAUCAAAUGUUUCUACAAAGUACAUUGAAUGAUGAGAAUCUGCAACCUAAUUCAUAAAUCACUGGAAUAUCACUGAAAUAAGCUCAUGUUUAGAACUUACCUUUGUAAUUUUGUUUAGGAAAACAGUGCUUAAAUGAUCUAAGCCAUCUCUUUACUACAUAUGACUGACAGCUUUUACAGCUGAGCAUCAUUUAUGUUGUUCACUCAGAUCUUUAUCUGUGGUGUUUAUACCAAUUAUUAAUGCAACCACCAGGGAAAGCAGUGAUAUAUUGUCCAGCUUGAUAGAAGUUAUUACCAUCUGUCCCUCUCUCACCUCCACCAAAAUAAUCUUUGUUGAAAAUCAGUGUCUAUUCUGUUUUCCUUACUUCUUACGUGUGGUUAUUCUGUCAACAUAGAGGAACAUAUAUUCAGCAGAUGGAAUCUGCAAUUACUGUGUGAAGAAUGUUUGUACCAGCAUUUGCAUCCACAAUUACCACAUUUAUUCAUGCAAACCAUGCCUAAGUGCUGACCUCAGCUUCCACCUGCAACAAUGGGUGACCUGCAAAGGUGCUAUAUUCUCACACUGUCAUUGAAUUCAGCUGGAACUGUGGGCGCUCACUAGCACAUCUGAAAAUCAUGCCAGAAGCCAAUAUUGUGUUUACCAUCUACUAUUUCACUCCCCUCUCUCAUCACUUUCCUCAUCCUUGGACCUCCCCCAAGCCAUGGCUCUUCACUCGCCUUUGUUUUCUCUGCCCCUGGUCCCACUGCUAUACCUAGAGUAGCCUACCUCCUUCAGUACACUACCCACUUCCCACUCUUCCUUCAAGUCCCUCCAUAAACAUCACUCCUUUCAGUCAGCUUUUAGGCACUAACCCUCCAUAUACCUGAUCUCAGGCCUCACCUUAUCUGUUAUUUGAAUUCACAUUGCAUGUUCAACUCCCUGGCAGAAGCAGCGCUAGCCAUUGAGGUUGCUAAGCAAGAAUAUUUUGCCUCCCCCUCAUACUAAUAAAAGUCCAUGUUUAUUAUAAUAAUAAUAAAAAGCAAAUAAGGGGCUCCCUUGAGCUGCUCGGAGCCCUAAGCAAUUGUUUGGUCUGCUUACGCCUAGCGCCAGCUCUGCUCCCUGGCCUCUCUAAAAAUCCUGGGAACUAACAAGACAUGUAUUGAAAGAAAAUAAUCAGUUGCUUUGUUUUUAUGUUGCAUCUCUUUCCUGAACUGCAUUUAAUCUAUUUAGAUUGUUAAUCCUUUGAGCAGAGAACUUGUCUCCUUUCCUGUCUGUAACAUGUCAUACAUAAUGAUGGUGUCAUAUAAGAUAUGAUUAUUAAUAAUAAUUUAAGGGGCAGUUUGUACCUUUUCUGCCACAGCUCUGUAGGGGGUGAUGUGAGCCACAUUGCCCCAGCAGAAACAUCAUGAAUCAAUUUCUCUCAGUGCUGCUCCAUGCACAAUCGCCAUCAUUGCCCUGGGAAGAUGAACAAUUAGAAUGGAGGAAAUUGCUCCUCUCAGUGCAACAGCCCCACUCCAUGGGUGUGGAGAGGAGGUGGCCAUUGGCUGUGCCUCAUUUUCAGACUCCUGUUAUCCGGCGGUGAGCAAGCAUUCCCUCUAUCAUCCUUGUGCUGACACACUCUGAGGAGAAAUUUCUUGGUGUUCCCUGUUGUAAUAACUGGGCCUAAAGAUUUACCCUAAUUGUGAACUCAACUGUGAAAUGUGAGUGAAAGUUUAUAAAAUGUCAUAACCACCUAUAAACAAAAAAUGCUGAAUGGAAAAGGUACAAAAAAACCCAGACAAUGACUGAACUAGUCCAAACAAAAAGGCUUACGGAUAUAAUUCAAGGGU
Chrysemys picta bellii (western painted turtle) is the source of this 3195-nucleotide messenger RNA. Its product is annotated as prostatic acid phosphatase. Lineage: Eukaryota; Metazoa; Chordata; Testudines; Emydidae. Gene Ontology annotation, biological process: lysosome organization; dephosphorylation. The record is from RefSeq and is a predicted model, not a curated record. Gene Ontology annotation, molecular function: acid phosphatase activity. Gene Ontology annotation, cellular component: lysosome; plasma membrane.